AAUGAUUCAAUAAUUGAGUUUUUCUCAAGUCAAGCUUUGUGAACAAACCAGUCAACUUUGAACUGCCCAUAUUUCAUUCCAACAACUUACUUUGUAUCAGAAAUAUAUAUUCAUUGUUUACGCACAUAAAAUUGUGUUACAAUUCCAGUUAUCUAGACUCCUUCCACAUAUCUAAUCGUUAUAGUGAAUUCAACAAAUGGCAGAAGCUUUCCUUCAAGUUCUGCUAGACAAUCUGAGUUCAUUCAUCCAAGGGGAACUUGGAUUUUUUUUUGGUUUUAAGGAGGAGUUUGAAAAGCUUUCAAGCAGGUUUACUACAAUUCAAGCGGUGCUAGAAGAUGCCCAGGAGAAGCAAUUGAAGGAUAAAUCAAUAAAGAACUGGUUACAGAAACUCAAUAUUGCUGCAUAUGAAGUUGAUGACAUCUUGGACGAAUGCAAAACUAAGGCAGCACACGAUUAAAGCAGUCUGAACGUGGGUGUUAUCAUCCAAAGGUUAUCGGUUUCCGGCACAAGAUCGGGAAAAGGAUGAAAGAAGUGAUGAAAAGACUAGAUGCAAUUGCUGAGGAAAGAAGAAACUUCCAUUUGAACGA
Messenger RNA from Lycium ferocissimum, 587 nucleotides. Its product is annotated as putative disease resistance protein RGA3. Lineage: Eukaryota; Viridiplantae; Streptophyta; Magnoliopsida; Solanales; Solanaceae. The transcript has a single exon. The coding region runs from base 197 to 457 and encodes 86 amino acids. The record is from RefSeq and is a predicted model, not a curated record.